AUGGACGUUUGGAAAGGUGCUCCUCGUGAAAUAAGGUUGUUUGUGCUUGCAAUCUCAACUGACGAGGUGAAGUGGACAUCAGAUGCGGAGAGGCGAGUGCGAAAUCCGGCAAAGGCCUCAUCAUGCAAAACCUCCACUUCUGUUCACCGCCGCAACGGCACUACGAGCGACAAUGGUGCGCAUCGCCAGCGCUCUGGCGAGUCCGCCUCUCGCUCCUCUCGCAACGGUCACGACAAACAGAGCAAUGACCGUAAACGGCACAACUCGCGUCAUCUGAACACCGUUGGCAUUAUGGAUAACAUUCUUGCAGGCAAGAGGCCUUAG
Molecule: messenger RNA, 324 nt
Organism: Hydatigera taeniaeformis
Lineage: Eukaryota; Metazoa; Platyhelminthes; Cestoda; Cyclophyllidea; Taeniidae
Source: the annotation of a GenBank genome assembly